This is a messenger RNA of Diorhabda carinulata, 4589 nucleotides long. RefSeq lists its product as uncharacterized. Gene Ontology annotation, cellular component: extracellular matrix. Bases 69 to 4490 code for a protein of 1473 amino acids. The transcript is spliced from 12 exons. Lineage: Eukaryota; Metazoa; Arthropoda; Insecta; Coleoptera; Chrysomelidae. The record is from RefSeq and is a predicted model, not a curated record.
ACACAAGUAAUUUAGUGGCCAAUACGAGUAGACAAUAAUUUUUACUUUUAAUAUUAAAUGAAUACAAAAUGUCUAUAAGAGUAAUAUCAUCGCAAUUGUUGUUAUUUUCUUCAUUUUUUUUAUUUGGCCAUGCAACCGAUGAACACAUUGAAGUAUCUUGUAACAUAAACGUUAAAAAACCUACUCAUUGUGUUAGUGAAAAAUUUCUCAGUAUAUCUGUGGAUCCGGCAGUUCUACUAGCAGGAGUAAAUUUAAGCGAAUCUUCUCUUUGCUUAGCCAAGCAUUUAAGCCCCGCGUUCAUUCGAAUAGCAGGUCCAACAACACAGUUCAUGAAAUAUGUGGAUGUCGAAGAGAGUUCUCAUAAGAUGCUUGCAGAUGAUGGUGGCAGCGUCAGAAUUUCUCCUUCGAUGUGGUUUGGAGUUAACGAAUGGUUCAAAUUAGCUAAAUUGACUCCCAUUUUUGCCAUAAACGAUGAUCAAACCGAUAAAGGUGUUUGGAAUCCAAAAUCUACGCUACCACUUUUCGAAAUUUCUGAUCAACUUAAUGUUAGUUGUUACUGGCAACUUGGAUACGAUAAUUCAGACAAAAACGAAACGCGCUAUAUACAAGAUCUGAAUAUAUUGCAUUAUAUUUUGGGAGCCUAUGGAGAAAAAAAUGAUACUUGGAAAAUAGUAGGAAGUGAUAUAAGCGCUAUUCCUGAAAAUCAAAUUGAAAAUAUUAUGAUGGAACUGAAUGGUGUUGCUGAAACUGUUAUAUGGGAACCGAAUGGCAUAGACGUGAACAAUUUUCCAACAAAAGAUGUCAUUUACAAAAUACUACAACGUCCAAGCUCUAAGCCAAGGGUCAAAGUAUGGACCACCGUUCCUAAAUCAACAGAACCUGUAACUUUUUCAUCGGCAUUACUGUGGGCUAAGCAGAUUGGUAACUUAGCAAAGAUGGGAUAUGAUGUUGUUUUCAGACAACCACGUAUACACGAACUGUUUACUGCCACUCCGAUAUAUUGGUGCUCGCUUCUACACAAGAAACUCAUGGGAUGUAAUGUGCUAGAAACAAAAUCAAAUUUAUUCCAAGAGGAUACAAAUAUUUUCGCCCAUUGUACUAGAAAACAAAACAGCUUUGUACGUAGAGGAGCGCUUACCGUUAUGAUUGUGAAUGACAAUCAGAAUAAAUAUAAAGUAAAAGUUAAAUUGGGAAAUACUCUACCAGAAAAAUCUAUGGAAGUACAGUCGUACAUUUUAACUUCAGAUAGUGCAAAUUCUACCGGAACAUAUUUGAACGGAAAACUCCUAGCCCCUGAAGUUUUUCAUGAAAAACAACCUUUCGAACCGAAGAUUCGUCGAACUAAAUCAGCAACUCACAUUCUCUUAGCUUUGCCGCCAUUAUCUAUCGGUUUCUUUGUUUUACCUGGAGCUAGAGCUCCAACAUGUAUCGACAAUGAACAAGAAACUAAUUUACUCCUCGAAGAAAUAGAAGAAGAUCAACAGAUGCCGUUCUCCGAAGAAGUAGCACUUCAACUGGGACCAAGAGGAAAAUUUAUCAAACAUAAUUUACUAGAAGAAAUCACUAAUAAUCUUAAGAACGAAAUGAAGUUUGAUGAGAGAUAUUAUAACAGUUUUGUCAAGCAGGAGCUAACAGUGUUAGAUGCCGAGCAGCAGCCACCAGAGAAAACUGAAGAUAAAAUAGACCAAAAAGAUAGGAAACAUUUCAUCGAUAAACUUAAGUUCUCAGAUAAACAUAAGAAAGUCUUCGAUAUUGAAAAAAAGAGAGAAAACUUGAAAAAAUAUCUAUUAGAAAAGGCAAAGUCAAUGAAAUUUGAAACAAAACCAGAGAAGAAACAGACUAAAUUAGAGCUGACUAGCGAUGAAAUUGAGAAUAUUUUGAAAGAAAGAGCUGUUGAAAGAGCUGCCCAGAAAAACAUCAAGUUUACAGAUGAAGAGCUAGACGCGUUGUUGAAAAAAGCUAGUAAAAAUUUUAACAAGUCUAGAAGUAGGAGAUCUGCAUUACCAAAGGAAAGAAGAGCCAUCAAUAUGCCACUGUUGGAAAAGUAUAGUCGGAUGAACGAAAAUCAGCAUUUGGAUGGUCAUCAAAAUACGGAAAUAAAAAGAAUACCGAAUUUCAGUAACAAGAAGAAUGUACGAGAAAGACGAGCUGUAAACCUAGACCUGGCGGAUCUGAAGGCUAAAAUUGCCGAAAGAAAACGGUUUUGGGAAGAUAAGAGAGAAGAACUCAUAGGAAAUUCAAUAACUUUGAAAGAAAAUAUAAAAGACAAAAUAAGGGGUUUGAAAUCAAAUCUCAGGUUUAGAAGAGACAUCAACAUGGAUCUUUUGAAUAAAAACGCCAAAGAUCCAAAAAUUGUUAAGAAAAGUAAUAAAUCUAAGCCGAAGGAGAAUAUUAGAGCCACGAUUCGUCAAUCAGGAGAAACAAGUCUGGAUGUUUUAGAUGAUUUUCAGCGUUCUGAAGAUACAGAAGGAAGUCGAGCCAACGGUGAAAUUUUUGCAGAAUUAGCAGACUCGGAAGAAUUAGAAGAGCAAAUGUUCAUUGAUGCCAACAACGGUCCUAAAUUCAAAAAACAUAAACUAUUUGAUAAAAAACCUAAAGUCGAUCCUUUCGGUAUCGAACAUCCGACUAUAGAUAUAGUUGAACCAACUAGAAGAAAGCACAAGAACAAAUCGAAAGGCAAAGCUGACGAUAGAUUACAAUUUUUAACAUCUUCUGAAGAGUUUACUGACAUUGAAGAGGAUCUACCUUGUAUACACGAAUUUUUCGGACCAGAAUAUAGUAAAAACAAAGGUGCCAAAGCUAAAGGAAACAUUCCAGAAAUUAAUGAAUACUACGAUCAAAAAAUAUUCAAAAAGAGAUCAGUUGGCACAGAAAUGAAUGAACGAAUUGCUCGUGAGAAACGUGACACGGGUAUAACAAUUAUUGAAAUAUUUGAUAACGAGUUACCAGCUUCCGAUAUCCUUCCAAGUUUGAUAUUGGAUGAUCCUGUUUUGGAUAGGCCGUUUCUAAACGAGAUAUUCGUAUAUAAUAAUCGUGAACCCUACUAUGAUGAAACACUCAAUAAAACAUCUGAUGAAACACUCUCUAAAACAUCUGAUGAAAUACUCAAUAAAACAUCUGAUGAAACUGUAGGUAUGGAGACUACUAUCGAAGAUAAAAUUGUGAAGGAUCUGAAUAAUGAAACAAAUAGUUCUUCGAAAAUAUCAACUGAUAAUCAUGUGGAUGAAAUUACUGAGACGACAGUACAAUUUAACGAUUCUGAUUUACGCCUAGAAAAUGGAGUUACAAGCAAAGAUUUAGAUUCAAUACAAGAUCAAUAUAUUCGAGAAAGGCGUAGCAUUCAAAAAGAUCUCAAGCAAGAGAAAUUUUUGGACAAAACAUAUUCCAACAAAGAGAAAGAAUCUAAAAAAGACGAAACGUCUAUGAAGAACUUAAAUAAUUUGAACGAUCAAAUGUACAUGAUACGAGAUAAACUUCAAGAGAGGAAAGACGAGCUUGAUAAAUUGGUACAAAAACAAUUAAAAGACGAUAAGAAAAAGCGAAAAAUUAGUAAAUUGAACAUUGAAAAACGAUCUCGUCCAAACCAAGGAGAUUGGAAUUUUAAUAUUGAACUCCCGAAACUUUAUACUGAAGAUACACAGAAACAAAAAUUAAAUCACGAUGAUAUGAACAAAGUGCGUCGAUCGAUAUUUCAAACGAAAAACGUGUUUGGUGAUUACCAGUCAAUGACUUCCGAUUUAAAACCGUGGAAAUCUUCUGACGUUUCUUCAUUCAAAAGAGAUUUAUAUGCUGUAAAUCCUAAUUUAAUACCCCCUAAUGACUAUUAUUUAUUCAAAAAUAUCAUAAGCGCACCAAAAGAUACUAGAAAAAGACGAUCAAUUGAUACAGAUGUAGAUUUUAAUGAUAAUGCUAUAGACACUAGCAUUAACGAAAUAAAAAAAGAAGACUAUGAACAAACACCAAAAACUUAUAAAUAUGGUAAAAGUGAACAAGAUAUUCAAGAUGAGGAAUUUCUCAAAUUCAAGCUUCCUAAUAAUGUUGAACUUGAAAUAGUUGAUAUGGAUGAUAUUAAAACAGACAAAAAUAAAGAUAUUCUAAAAUAUGAUGAUAAAAACGAUAGACAAAAGAAUGAAAUUGUUAAUAAUCGAUUGGACAAUUCACCCACAAAUAAAAUUGAGAAUCAAUCAGAUAACGAACAUAACGAAGAAGAUGAUGCAAGAUUAGAUGUUAUGUUGGCGGAUAAUUUAUUCAGAUUGAAACUCCCGAAUGAAGAUGAGCUUGAUUUUAUUAACAACGGAGGUGAUACGGGAAUAAAAUUAAUUCAUAAUUCUGCUAUUAACGAAGAUAUGGAAGAUGUGAAAGAAUUCAUUCCAGAAAUAACCCCAAGAUCUAUUAAAAGCGUCGAUACAUUCGUUGAUGAAAUCAAAAAUUUUUUCAAUCAAAUUGGGAAAGAAUUGAAAUAUUUUUUCAAUAAAUUCAACAAUAAUUGAUUGUUGUUGAAAGUAUGUUAGUUUAUUAUAAUUAUUUAUUUUACAAUUAGUAAUAUUGUUCACUAUAUGAAAAUAAAUGCAUUUAGUUUCAAAUUGUUA